Volvox carteri f. nagariensis is the source of this 1395-nucleotide messenger RNA. RefSeq lists its product as uncharacterized. Bases 52 to 1395 code for a protein of 447 amino acids. The record is from RefSeq and is a predicted model, not a curated record. Gene Ontology annotation, molecular function: squalene synthase [NAD(P)H] activity. The transcript is spliced from 9 exons. Gene Ontology annotation, cellular component: endoplasmic reticulum membrane. Lineage: Eukaryota; Viridiplantae; Chlorophyta; Chlorophyceae; Chlamydomonadales; Volvocaceae. Gene Ontology annotation, biological process: lipid biosynthetic process; farnesyl diphosphate metabolic process.
CAUCUGCCAUCAGGAUCUUCCUUUAGAGCUAGAAACGCUCACACCCGCGGGAUGGGAAAGCUUGGUGAGGUUCUUUCGCAUCCAGAUGAAUUUUUACCUCUGGUGCGGAUGGCGCGCGCCGCGCAAAAGGCAACCAGACUUCCCAAGGAUCCGGACUUGGCGUUCUGCUACGGCAUCUUGAACGAUGUGUCGCGGAGCUUUGCCAUCGUCAUUCAACAACUUCCUAAUCCGCUUCGUGACGCCAUUUGUGUGUUCUACCUGGUGCUGCGCGGGUUAGACACCGUCGAGGACGACAUGGCGCUCGAAGUCAGCUUUAAAGUGCCGCAACUCAGGUCCUUCCACGAGCGUAUUUAUGACCGGGGCUUCACGAUGGCCUGCGGCUACAAGCACUACAAGCGGCUCAUGGCGCAAUUCGGCACCGUGGUCAACGUGUUCCUCAGCCUGGAGCCCGCGCACCAAAAAGUCAUCGCGGACAUCACUCGCCGCAUGGGCCACGGCAUGGCAGACUUCAUCGAAAAGGAGGUUGAGGCCGUGAAGGACUACGACCUGUACUGCCAUUACGUGGCGGGGCUAGUGGGCAUUGGGCUGUCGCAACUUUUUGCCGCCAGCGGUCUGGAGUCCCCCUCCAUCGGCAGCGAGGAGGACCUGGCCAACCACAUGGGGUUGUUCCUUCAGAAGACCAACAUCAUCAGAGACUACCUGGAGGAUAUCAUGGAGGAGCCCGCCCCCCGCAUGUUCUGGCCCCGGGAGAUCUGGGGUCGCUACGGCCCCUCCCUGGAGCACUUCAAGGACCCCGUCAACCGCAAACAAGCCGUACAAUGCCUCAACCACAUGGUCACGGACGCGUUGCGGCACCUGCCGUACUGUCUGCAGUACAUGAAGCAGCUGAAGCACGUGCUGGUGUUCCGGUUCUGCGCCAUUCCCCAAAUCAUGGCGGCAGGGACCCUGGCGCUGUGUUACAACAACGGCAAGGUUUUCGAGGGUGAGAUGGUGUGUGUUGUCAAGAUGCGCCGCGGCCAGACGGCCAAGGUAUUCGAGACGUGUAACGAUAUGGGCGACUUGUACCGCUGGUUCAUCCGCUUCCUGGAGAUGCUCAAGACCAAGGUGAGUGUGUCUCCUCGAUGUGGCUACUUGGCGGCGGUAGCUUUGCCUGCCCCCUUUCCUCUCCCUUCCGGGGGUGGGUGGGAGGGAGCCAGGCCUUGGGCGCCAGGGGGCCCCGGGGGGGGGGAAGUGGACUGGGGCCCCAUGCAUCUGUCGGUGUCCGUGUGCCUGGGUGGCCGGUGCGGGUGCGGGUGGGGGUCUAUCGCGGUGUGGAUGGUUGGCUUUCGUUUGCGGAUUUCCAUGGAGGUAUGGAGAUAUGGACGGCGGAGGGAUGGAGGAGCGGUUUAUGAGUAG